GUUGCGCUUAACACACGGCACGUACACACACGUCCACAGCACGAAGUGACAAUUAUCUCAAAAGGCAACUGCCGUUCAAUCAAAAUGAUACUGAAGUUUUUCAGUGUAAACUUUGCGGAGUAUUUUCACCUACAUGCUGUGGAUUGUCUGGGAUUUUGAAUACUGACUUAGGACAAUGGAGCCCUGGAUUACUUUAAGAAGGAGUGUCACAUUUCUUGCAUUUAUUUUCGUGAAUUUAGCGGCAUGGACAGAGAACUCGGCAAACGCAACGUUGCAAACAGCGUGUGACCUGCCACUGGUCCAGGGUGAGGUAGCCUGGCAGGCAAACCUAACAGAGACAAUAGUGGAUGUCAUAUGGAAUUAUGGAAAGGAGAACUGUAAUUCCGAGGUGUCAUGUUUUGGAGUCAACGGCACCAAGAAUAUCCCCCUUGAUGUUCAGCUUAAGCCACUCCAGAUACAGCAUGGGCAGUUUGUCAGAUUUGUACCGGGUGAAUCGUUCAGCAUGCAGGCGUUCCGUGUCGGCGUAGAGGGAUUUGACGCAUGCGAUGCUUCCUAUGGGGAGGCCGUUACAGCACAGUCCCAGAUGAUCCCAUUCGUUGUUGACAAGAGUUUUAUGACCCCUGGCAGUAACCUCUUCAUAGUAACGAUCCCAAAUCCUCUGUUCAAAUGUCGCCUGGGAUUACGAGUCAAUAUUACGGUGAAGGACAACAAAUGCCAUUACCCACAAUCCCCUGCGGGCAUGCUGUGCUUGGAUCAUGGACACUGCGCUACAAUGGUGACUCAGGCUGAUUUCACCUGUCAUUGUUGCGAAGGCUACACUGGUCCCCAUUGUGAGGAAUACGACGGUUGCCAUUCAAACCAAUGCUCAGAAGGUUCCACAUGCCUUGAUAAACAACAAGGCUAUGACGGGCAUGAGUACCAGUGUAUCUGCCAGCGAGGCAUGAUGGGAGAACAUUGCGAUAUCGAAGCCGACGAGUGUAUGAGCAGUCCAUGUGUAGAAGGGAUCUGUGAGGAUAAAGUGAAUGGGUACCAGUGUUACUGCACACCAGGUUACACAGGAACACACUGUGAAGUUGAAUACAACGAGUGCGUCUCCCAUCCAUGCCAGAAUAGCGGUCAGUGCGUAGAUCUUCUGAAUCGGUUUGAAUGCACAUGUGGACCUGGCUACACAGGUCAUCGAUGCGAGACCAAGGUGGAUCUGUGUGCCAGUCAACCGUGUAACAAUGCAACGCAAUGUGUAGACAGAGGAAAUACGUAUUCCUGUCUCUGCUCACAAGGUUUCUCAGGUACUCAUUGUGAUGUAAAUAUAGAUGAAUGUGAAUCGUUUCCGUGUUUAAACGGAGGAACCUGUAAUGAUGGAAUCAACUCAUUCACAUGUCAUUGCUCUCAAGGGAUCAUCGGUACCGUGUGUGAAAUUUUGGAGAGUCGAACAAUACUUGAUGUCCAAGAGAAAGAUAAUUGGCGCUUCUACGUUGUGAUUGGUUGCUUGGCUGGUGCAUUACUCUUUGCAGUCUGUAUGAUGGUGGUCUGUGUUUGUGCUUUACAGAGUCGCACAGAGUCAAACAAAGUAGGGCACUAUGACCCAAUGUCAGAUCUGAGAAAAACUGGUUACACGUAUGAUGUCAGUAGUGCCUGCGAGACACGGCCAUCUAAGCAAGCAAUCUAUGAGGUCACGUCAAUUGAUUAUUUGAACAACCCAGAUGAGCCUCUUAUCUCAUCCCUCAAACCAAGACUCAUCUAAGAAACUCAUAAGAACAUCUCACAAGAAUCAUCUAAGAAACUCACGAGGACAUCUCACAAGAACAUCUCACGAGUCAUCAGGUUUACCUCUGAACCACAGUACUCAUGUCACUGGAAAUCAAAUUCUGAAUCUCACUUUCCAUUGAGAUUCCAUGUAUUGUUUUUAUAUGGGUCAGCUUGAACCAGAUCACAUGCAAACAGAUUUGCGACCAACUUUCUCUCAAUUUUGUUUUAUCCCAAACUCGUCUUGUUACUGACCCAGUCAACCUCUUCAGAAAAUAUAACGGCUCAUUUUGAAAUUUGUAUACUUUUACCAAUGUUACUGAGAAGCAUUUCUAGAAAGAAGUAGCAGUUCUAAACUGCUACUCUGCAAAAAGUGUUGAGUGCCUGAUGUCUUGAGCAUGGAAGAGUUUUUCUGGCUGAAUUAGAUAUUGCAAACUCAACUACUUCAGUUUACAUACAGGUAUGAACAGUAUUCACACAGGUUGGUUGUUCACUGUAAUUAAUUGAAACAAACUUGCUCUUCCACUCCCCCUGUAAAAAAACAACACCAACCAACAACUAAAACAAACAAACAAACAAACAAACAAACAAACAAACAAACAAACAAACAAACAAACAAACAAACAAACAAACAACCAGUCUCUAAAAAACCCCAAAUCAAAACCAAAUUGAAAACAAACUAGCUUCUCUUCAUCCAGGUGUAUAAAGUGAGCCUACAAAGCGAGUUAUCGAUUGCACCUGAAGGUUAUACUCCCUCUGGAGUUGAGAUAACUCCAGGAUUAAUUGAAGUAUACCUGACAAGUGCGGUCAAUUUCCUUUCCUGACACCGACACUAUACAAUUCUUAUAUUUGUAUUACUCUAAAAAUUGAGAUUGGAAACACUCUGAUUGAUUGAAGAAAUCAUGGAGCUACGAACCUUUGUCCCAGACCUCAUUCGGACGGUCACUUUCAUCUCAAAAUAAUCAAUUUCAACAGCAGUUCUCAGAAGGUUUGAAGUGUGUUUCAACACCUCCUUUAUAUACAAAAGGGUGGAGAGAAUUUCUUUUAAGAAGUUGUCAACUUUCUCAUGUCGCCUUCUGAGAGCCUGGGCCAAAUGUCAUAAAGCUUAAAAAAUUAGUGGGGCACCAGUCACAACAAUGUAAACUUAAUGUAAUUUAGGCUGGUAACCUGUUUAUGCUAAGCACAACUAUUCUUCGCUUAGCAAGUUUUGGUAUUCACAGGCUUUACAAAUUGGGCCCUGGUCACAUUUAAUCAGCAUCAGGGUAGAAUCUGAUAAGAUCGUCUGUUUAUAUUCCGGGAUAAAGUAACCAUUACGAUGUUGAGUCACUCAGUGUGUUACCUCCAACACUUCCUCUUGUAUACACUAUGAGCCAAUUAUUUAUGAGCAAUCAUUCUUGGGAGUUCAUUAAUUGUGAAUGAGGACAGGAAGGUUUUGUGGAGUUUCGGCAAACUGUGGCUUUAGUUUCAAACCUAGUCUGCUUGAAGUCUGAAAUGUGACUGUAUUCAACAAGAGGUGAGAUUGACAAAAAUUACAUAAUUUUAAAUAAAUAAUAAACUUUUGGGGGUCAAAAUUAUAUCAAAUCAUACUGAAUUCUUAAUUAAUAUUCUCAGAUUAUGAGUUAAAAUUAUAAAGUUUUUUGGUGAUUUUUGUUUUCUUCAGUAUUUUGGUUCCCAUUGUAACACAUAAAUCUCUGUACAUAGCCCAUUUUUAGAUAUGUUAAAAUACGACAAGACAAUUUGCUAAAACCUUGUCUGCGUAUUCUUGUAGCUGUUGUAAAUAAUGUAAGAGUAUUCUAAACAACUGUGGUUGUAUUUGCAGCUUAAAAGGAGAAGCAUUCUGUGAGAGAAAAUCUUAACCCACCUCCAGUUAUAACCCCUCUUCUUAGAGCAAAUACUAAAGAAACUUUUUCUAACUUCCUGAAUCCUCAAUGCAACCUGGGCCUAAUUUUAAGGCUCUGCUUACCGGAAGUAAAGAAUAGAUGCUUAAACAUAAGCAGGGAAUCCACACUUUUAUCAAGCGUUAGCAAAGGUUAGCAAGAAAUGUUUGCUUCUGCGCAUGUGUACUCCACAAUUCUAGGCAUUCUUUGGCUAAACAGCUAGCAGGGACAUUUAGUGCUUGCCCUAUAAGCAAAGAAUUCUUAUUGCAACACUGAUUGCGGCGGUAAGUAGAGACAUUAUAUUUUGUUCUUAGCUGAAGAAAUUAAGGUAUUCAGUACUUUACCAAGUCCUGUGGAAGAAAAAAUACACAGGCAUAUCACUUGGGUGUGAUUCGAACCCAUGAUCUUUGUCAUACUAGAGCAGACAGAUAACCUUUACACCACUCGGGAGCUAGCCCUGUUGAGAGUUGAAGCAGGGCAUAUCCUUUAUUACUCAGCUCUGUGGUCUAGUGGUAAGACAACUGCUCUAGCACAGCAAAGGACUUGGGUUCGAAUCCCACCCAAGAUGCCUUCCUGGGUAGGAGGAUUUGUGGACUUUUUAAACCAGAAAACGUGUAGUCCAGAGGCUCAACCUCUAACCAGUGGUGUAGACAUUGCAUUUUACAAUCAGAUGAAAACAUUCCACCAAGGCGACUAGUAGUUGCCAAAACAUUCUUGUAAAAAACAAGCAAACUUGCCAAGUUUUUUAGCAGAGAAAAAUAAU
Molecule: messenger RNA, 4383 nt
Organism: Asterias rubens (European starfish)
Lineage: Eukaryota; Metazoa; Echinodermata; Asteroidea; Forcipulatida; Asteriidae
Product: delta and Notch-like epidermal growth factor-related receptor
Exons: 10
Coding region: 176-1741 (521 amino acids)
Biological process (GO): heterophilic cell-cell adhesion; establishment or maintenance of epithelial cell apical/basal polarity
Cellular component (GO): protein-containing complex; plasma membrane
Molecular function (GO): calcium ion binding
Source: RefSeq, a predicted model, not a curated record